AUGUCUGGAAGAGGUUAUAACUCUUAUGGUUCGCAGAUACCAAUCCUUUUAGAGCGCCUCAAAGAAAUUUCACUAUCAAUGGAUCUCCCUUUAAUCAAGAGAAAUAGCUUUCGAACCGACGCAGCAUCAAUUAUCGAAGACUGCCUUGCAGAUGUGACCGAUGCGCAUAAGAAAGCGAGAGAAACGAUAAAGCUUGCUCACAAAUUCCAUAAAGCUUUUCAAAAAGCAUCAACUCAUAACGACGAGAUUAUUCAAAGGAAUCAAGAACUCAUUAAGAAAAUCGAAGCGAUGGAAUCCCAAAUGAUUGACCAAGAAGGAGAAUUAAUUUCAAAAGACCAGAGAUGUGAAGUUUUAAUGAAUGACUUAGCAGACAUUGAGAAAACUUUAAAGACCAUGACAUCUGAAAACAGCCUUCUCAGAAAAGAAGUAAUCACCCUCAAACGAGAAAUCACACAAAAUGAUUUGCGGGAAGAUUUGCAAGUCUCUAAAAAUCAGAACCAAGAAAAAGAGAAAGAGAAGUCUCUUCAAAACGAAAUUGCUUCAUUACACCUAGAACUCGAAAAGCAAAAAGAAGAAAAUGAAGAACUCAAUUUUAAAAUAAGAGAGAUAGACAAUUUGUUGCAGGCUGAAAAGGGCGCAGCUGGGCAGCUGAGAAAUUUUAUUGCUAUACUGAAAAGCGAGAAUUUGGAAUUUUCAAAAGAAAUAGAAGGGCUGAAGCAACAUAAGAUGGAUUUGAAUGAAAAAAUUCUGACUCCCCCCUUUAAAUUGAAACAAAAUAUAGGUAAAAUUUCCACUUUUUUGGUAAAUUAACCCCCUUUAAAUUGGAACAAAAUUUAAUUUUAUAAUAAAAAAUUAUAUAUAAUUUUUAUCUAAAAGUUUUGAUAUAAGUUAAAUGUUUCUUCUUAACUAAAAUUAAAAAUUUAUUUAUAUCUUGCUCUUUUUUAAAGAAAAGAGUAUAAAGAGCAUUUUAUUUAAAUAAAUUUAUUAUCCUUAAUUGAUAAAUUUUUUUUUUUAAAAAUUUUCAAAAAAAUUUUUGUUUUUUUUGAUAAAAAUGAUAUUUUUUUUUGGAUAGUUUUGAUAUAAAUUCAAUAGGAAUUCUUUAUAAAAUUUCAAAAUUUACUUAUUUCUUGCUUUAUUUUAAAGAAUAGAGUAUAAAUAAUAUCUUAUUUAAACAAAAUUAGCACUUUGAUCGAUAAAUUUUCUAAUUUUUUUUUUAAUUUUUUUUAUCAAUAAAAAUAAAAAUUUUUGUGUAAAUAAUUUUGAUGCCAAUUAAUAGUGGCGUAUUAACUAAUAAUGAAAAUUUAGUUAUAUCUUGCUUUUUUUUAAAGGAUAAAGAGUAAAUAGCAUUUUAUUAAACAAAUUUAUUAAUCUAAUUCGAUAAGUUUUUGAAAUUUUUUUUUUUUAAAUUUUUAUAUUUUUAUAAAACAUUUUAUAUUGAUAUUUUUUUUUAAAAAAAAAAAUUAACUCCCCUUUAAAUUGGAACAAAAUUUUUAGUUCCAAUUUAAAGGGGGGGGGAGUGAGCUUAAAGAAUGAGCUGAUUCAGCAUAAAAGCUAUAAUGAGCAGCUUGUAAGGGAAUAUGACAACCAAAGAAGAAGAGCAACUCUCUCAGAAAUGCCUAAAGAACUAAAAGCAGCAAAUGAGGCUAAAAAAGAACCUCCCAAAAUUAUGGAUCUUGCAAGCGAGGAAGAAAGUAGCAGCGAUGAAAGCAGCUUGCAUGCAAGCGAAAGCUUUGAAAUGGAAACAAUUGAAAUCCCAAUUUCUCAGAAAAGCACAAAAACGAAAACGCCUCCUCAAUUGGAAGAAACAUUGGGGGAUUUCUUUGAUGGAGAUGAGCAAUCCGAAGCCGAAAAUAAACUGCUUUUGAUAAGUUCUCCUAAGUCAAAUUUUAACAUAAGCACUGAAGACUCUACCCCAAAAGAAAACAAAGUGUUUGUAUUGAGCUCUCCAAAAGGGCAAUCAAAACCAGUAUAUACCUUUCAGACAUCUACUGAAAAUGAGCUAAAAAUAUGCCACUAUGAUGAUAUCUGUAUUAUACAAAAGUCUAUUCCGUCAAUUCAAAGACAGUGUUUUGGUAUAGAAAUUAACGAAUCGAUUAACAUAAAAAAAUGCGAAAUAAAACAAGAAAAGUCAAAACAAUUGACAGAGAGCUAUUUCGACAUAUCGGUUUAUGCCGUAAAGAAGAGUGCUUCUAGUAAAAAUUUCAAAUUAGAAACCCUAUUAUUUUCUUCACUAUUUCCUAGCAACACAAGAAUCAAAAAUCUUUUAUCAAUUAAUUCGAUAAAUCAUUUUUCCAUACUUUGGCCUAAACGAAUAUUCAGCAUAAGAUCAACUGAAGGAAUCACAAUUCAGAAAUUGAAGCACCCCCUUGAAGUGCAUAACGUACAGAAAGAAAUAAUCAAGCCAGCAAUCCAUCUUUCUAUAGAUAAAAAUGACUAUAUAGCUCUCAAAUGUCUGAGACCUAAAAGGGGAAUGGCAAUUCAGAAAGCAGAACAAUCGCUUGAAAUACAAGCUACACAUAAAGAAAUCACUAAACCUAUAAUUCAUCUCUCUUUGGAGAAAGCCAGUGAGCUGCUUAUCAGCAAAUGUAUGAAGACUCAUGAGAAUGGUAGAGAUUUAAUAAAUCAAUCUCACAUGAUAAGAGAAAACAUUGGACACAAGAAGCUUUGCUUUAGCUUUUUUGAAAGUAUUCACAUUAAACCAGUAGCAAAGUCACAAACUUCAAUCUCAAAUGACACCUCUAACUCAAAGAAGUCUCAAUAUGACUAUGGAACAUCGCGCGACCCAAUUAAAGAUUUGUUUAUUUUUGUAAGCUUUAUAUAGAUUUGCCAAGCAGCCAAGCUCAAUAGUAAAUAUCGAGAUCGGCUAGGAUGAGCACCAGUGGAUCAUCUUUAUGAUGAGUGCUUACAAAAAAGCAUCCCCUUUAACGAGUGGCACGACUAUGUAAAAUUACAGCUUGAGAAGGAUUUCGAACUUGCUAAUGGCAUAGUAUAA
Molecule: messenger RNA, 2992 nt
Organism: Blepharisma stoltei
Lineage: Eukaryota; Ciliophora; Heterotrichea; Heterotrichida; Blepharismidae
Source: the annotation of a GenBank genome assembly